AUGGCUGCUAGGUUCUUUGCGAGGCGGACCCGCAAAGAAGCUUUGACCGCAGUGCAAUGGGAAGAACCAAGUCUGAAGCGCGAGUUUGAUGGACACAGGGAAGCGAUUUGGGAUUUUGUUUUCUUGUACGAUAACAUUCACAUCGUGAGUGGUUCAGUGGACGGCACUAUACGCAAGCGGAACUGCGACACGGAACUUGUUGUUGGGGAACCAUGGAAAGAAAGUGGAAAGGUCGAAGUAGGCCCAAUUAAAACGCAGCAGGGCGGCGUCUGCGCUCUUGUAUAUUCGCCUUUGGGUGAUCAGGCGGGGACAAUACAAUUUGUAUCUGGGAUACCAGGACCGGCGAGCUUGUCGUUGGCCCCAUUAAAGGCCCGGGGAAGUUUUAUGUGCCGUCGUUGCUAUGGGACACAGUCCAACCAGCCACUCGGAAAGCCAUUUCACCAGAAUCGCGACACUCUUUGCUAUGUGUCGUUCUCCCGAGACGGGAGCCAUCUAGCAUAUAGCGGAGAUGACGGGAAAGUUGAUGCUACAGGUGGUGGUGGCUUCACUGAGGAGGCGGAUGAUGAUCCAUACAACAACUUCUUCCAGACGAGCCCGUUCCACAAGAACGCUCCAAACGUGGUUUUUUCAGUCGUCGCGUUCGCUCGGACUCGUCCCUGGAGCUCGCAACCACGAAACCCAAACCAGUGCCAGAAGGUGAAGUGGAAGAAUGCGAAAGGCGAACAAGGUCAACAUAUUGAUGAUGGCUGUCCACAGUUCACUGUGCCCGCCGAAAGGAAACCAUGCCAAGGAUGUUAUCUUGGUAUCGCAACGCCAUUCCAACCCGGGGCAGUAUUCACACACGGACGUUGGCUCCAUCUUGAUGCCUCACAAACCUCGCCGUUCAGUCCUCGCUUCUACUUGCAACAAUCAUACAUUUAA
Messenger RNA from Suillus fuscotomentosus, 921 nucleotides. RefSeq lists its product as uncharacterized. The record is from RefSeq and is a predicted model, not a curated record. Gene Ontology annotation, molecular function: protein binding. Lineage: Eukaryota; Fungi; Basidiomycota; Agaricomycetes; Boletales; Suillaceae. The coding region runs from base 1 to 921 and encodes 306 amino acids. The transcript has 7 exons.